Penicillium mononematosum is the source of this 375-nucleotide messenger RNA. RefSeq lists its product as uncharacterized. Bases 1 to 375 code for a protein of 124 amino acids. The transcript is spliced from 2 exons. Lineage: Eukaryota; Fungi; Ascomycota; Eurotiomycetes; Eurotiales; Aspergillaceae. The record is from RefSeq and is a predicted model, not a curated record.
AUGCGUUUCUCUCGUAUUCUGUUCCCUUUGGCAUUGGCCCCCUUGGCUCUAGCUGCCCCCGAGCCUCGUCCCAAUCCUGUCGCUGCGCCGGCCCCAGCCGCCAGUGCUGGUCUACUGGAGGAUCUACCCGAACUCCUGAACGGCGUUCAGGGCCUCUUGAGCACCGACAAUAUCAACAAGCUGGAUACGAUCCUCGACGGUGCGGCCAAGUUGCUCUCCGCCGAUAAUAUCGAUAUCUUGCAGGAUAUCUUGACCAACGCCCACAGCUUGUUGACCAAGAGCUUUGUCGAUAACACGACUACCCUUAUUGGGGAUGCCACACCGCUGGUCGAGGAUGUUUCCAAGCUUCUGGGUGGUAUAUUAGGAUCACUAUGA